Molecule: messenger RNA, 7394 nt
Organism: Hydractinia symbiolongicarpus
Lineage: Eukaryota; Metazoa; Cnidaria; Hydrozoa; Anthoathecata; Hydractiniidae
Product: DNA polymerase theta-like
Exons: 11
Coding region: 260-6427 (2055 amino acids)
Biological process (GO): DNA-templated DNA replication; double-strand break repair via alternative nonhomologous end joining
Molecular function (GO): DNA binding; ATP binding; DNA-directed DNA polymerase activity
Source: RefSeq, a predicted model, not a curated record
GCAAUUUUAAGGCUGUCACUUUUAAAAAAAUGGCGGCAAAAAACGAAACUAUUUUAGACGGUUUUACGUUCCACGUUUUUUGCUUGAACAAUCAAAAGUCUUUACUUUACUAAUAUGACUGCCAGAGAGGAAACCUACUAGAAAGUAUCAUCCCUAAUAAAACAUCUCGUUUCUCACUGACAAUUCGUUAUUACCAAGAUGAAAUGCUGUCAUUAUAAAAGUGGACCAGAUAUCAAGACAUGAUUUCCCAUCGAUCAACAUGAUUAAGAAGCUAUCAGAUACAUGGAGACAACAAAAACACAGGCCAGCAAAUAACCGAGAUGGUAAUAGAAGGAAUCAGUCAAAAAUACAUCUUGGUAAAAACGUUACGUCAUCUUUGCUCAGACCUUCCAAUGGAAAUGAUGAUAACAAGGCUGCACUAGAUAAAGUUAUUGUAUCGCCGCCAAUUAAAGUAAAGGAAGAUACAAUGGCUUUGGGAAUAUCAUCGUUGGAUUGGGGUACAAGUGAUUCAUUAAUUGAGCAAAUUAAAACGCCAGGUGAAAAGUUGACUGAAAAGGAUAUUCAAUCGUCAGCUGACUUAAUAAAGCCACGCUUUACUCAGUUGUGUAAAAAAACUGGCAUAUCGAGCAUCCUUUCUCCUGUUGGUGUUGCUAAAUCUAUCAGCCAAACAUCCACUCCUAUACCAAUUGUUAAUGAACAGUCUGCACGAAAAAAAGAGACAAAACAAAGCUUUUCGAACGAUAAAAUUAAAACCUCUAGACAAUCUGGUCCGAUUUUAAAAGAUGGUGAAAAAUCAAAAAGUUUGGAUGAAAGUUUAAGUCUCUCCAACUGGAGUUUACCUGAAAGUGUCCUGGCAGUAUAUAAAGAGAAAGGUAUCGAAAAAAUGUUUUCCUGGCAACAAGAAUGUUUGUUGACUGGCUCUGUGAUGGAAGGAGGUAAUUUAGUUUAUUCAGCACCUACUAGCGCAGGAAAGACAUUAGUGGCUGAAAUACUCAUGCUUAAGCGCGUUUUUGAAACGAAGAAAAAAGCUGUGUAUAUUUUACCGUUUGUUAGCGUGGCUAGAGAAAAGAUGUACAGCUUGAGGGAACAAUUUGAGGAAGCUGGGGUAAAUGUUGGUGGAUUUAUGGGCAGCGAAUCUCCUGCAGGAGGGUUCGCUGCUGUAGAUAUUGCGGUCUGUACCAUCGAGAAAGCCAAUUCCUUAGUAAAUCGGCUAAUGGAAGAGAAGAAACUGUCCUCCCUCACGUGUGUAGUUAUUGAUGAAAUGCACAUGAUUGGAGAUCCAAACCGAGGCUAUUUAUUGGAACUUCUCUUGACAAAAGUCAAUUUCGUAGCAUCUAGUACGUUAAGCACUGAUAGUCAACCGAUUCAGUUGAUUGGAAUGAGUGCAACGUUACCGAACCUCGAUAUGCUUGCGUCAUGGUUGAACGCAGAUUUGUAUUUUACAGACUUCAGACCUGUUCCUUUAAGCGAAAGAAUCAAAGUUGGCGCUCGUCUUUUUGAGCAGGAUAACAAAGAGGUUGACAGAGUUAAAGAUCUAGGUCCUAUAAAUGGUGACAACGAGGGAAUCAUUCCGCUUUGUGUGGAUACAAUAACAGAAGGGAACUCUGUUUUGAUAUUCUGUCCAACCAAAAUCUGGUGCGAAAAACUUUCAAACACGAUCGCCUCGUAUUUUUCCAUGAAUCCUCAUUUACUAGAUAAAAAAUCACAUUGCUUUAAAAAAACGUUGGAAGUUAUACAAAAUAACGAUGAAUCUUAUUUUGACGCCGUCCUCGAUCAACUUCGACGUUCGCCUGUUGGAUUAGACGAGACGUUAGAAAAGGUUGUAAAAUAUGGAGUGGCUUUUCAUCAUGCUGGCCUCACAUACGACGAGAGAGAUAUUUUGGAGGGUGCGUUCAAGCGUGGUGUUUUGAGAGUGCUUGUGGCUACCUCUACUUUAUCAUCUGGUGUCAAUCUUCCAGCACGACGAGUCAUCAUCAGAUCUCCGAUGUUUCAUGGGAAGCUUUUGGAUUCUCUUGUGUACAAGCAGAUGGUUGGUAGAGCAGGGCGUAAGGGCGUUGACACGCACGGAGAGAGUAUUUUAGUGUGUAAAAAUACUGAAAAACAGAAGGCGCUCGGCUUGUUAAACUCUCAUUUAAAGCCCGUGUACAGUUGCUUACUUGGUGUUUCUGCUGGAGCAAAGGAGUUCAAGAGUAUGAAGCGAGCCUUGCUAGAAGUUAUUGCUGCAGGCGUGGCAGUAACACCAGCAGAUGUGGAACGAUAUGCUCAGUCUACAUACCUUCACACGUGUCUUUCUGUUUUGGAGGCGUAUGAUGCCGAGGGAGCUAUUCAUUGUACUAUGAAGUUUUUGUUAGAAAAUGAAUUUAUUUCUUUACGGAAUGCUAAGCAUCAACAGAGUGUUGAGGAUGAGCCAGAAAGAUAUUUUUCCACUCAACUUGGUGCUGCCACACUUGCGUCUUCUUUAUCACCUGAUGAAGCUUUGGUUGUUUUUUCAGAACUUCAGAAGGCGAGAAAAUCCUUUGUGCUGGAGAAUGAGUUGCACGUGAUUUACCAGAUUACUCCCAUAUAUCUUCAAGACCAAUGGCCUGAUCUCGACUGGUAUGCUUAUUAUAACAUGUGGGAACGUUUACCUGCGCAAUCCAAAUACGUCGGAGAGGUGGUGGGUGUGCAGGAGAGCUUUCUUGCGAGAGCUGUUCGUAACAGGAUUCAAACGAGAACCGAAACUCAGCUGCAGGUACUACGUCUUCAUCGUAGGUUCUACGCUGCGUUAGUAUUGCAGGAUCUGGUGAACGAAGUUCCUCUACCUGUUGUAAGCAGACGUUAUAAAAUAAACAGAGGACUUUUACAGUCUCUUCAAAAUUCAUCUUCCACUUUCGCUGGAAUGGUGACAGUGUUCUGUCAAAAACUGGGAUGGACUUGUAUCGAGCUGUUGCUUGACCAAUUUCAGAGUCGCCUCUCGUUUGGUGUAAGCCGGGAGCUGUGCAACUUAGUUCGGAUACCUCUGUUAAAUGCGUUCAAAGCUCGUGCUUUUUACGACAGCGGAUACCAAUCUGUGAGUGCGUUAGCGUAUGCUAGCAAAGACGACAUUGCUAAGAUUCUUCGUGAUUCUGUCCCGUUUGAAAGUAAACAGACAGCAAACGCAAAGACAUCGGCUUCGAGAUACAUUUGGCUGACCGGUAAAGAAGGAUUGACAGAACACGAAGCAGCUGAGCUUAUAAUUGCUGAGGCAAAACGGAUUUUAAACGCAGAUGCAGUAGCCUUAGGAAUUCCUAUGGAGCACGUUGCUAUGGUAACGAACACGUCAUUAACUCAUCGACGAUCUUCAAAUGGAAGCUCUAGAUCAAGUUCUUCUGCGAAGAGAAAGUCAAGUCGAAAUUGUAUUAAUGUCAGUGUGAAGAAGAAAAAGAAAACCCACAGAAAAACCCGUUCACCAUCGGUGGAUGGUAAGCUGGAAAGUGAUUCAAACAGAGAGAACUCGUGCGAGAGUAACAAUUCCGGCAGUAGUAAACAAAAUUUACGAACUCCACAGGUAAUUGAUAUGACCACAAUUCAACCAUUGACAGAAGUGAAAUCUCAACGCAAAUCUGUAGAUCAAUUUUCUGAUCAGGAAGCCAGCUUUGAACUCCUAAAUGGUUCUGACUGUUUAAUCAAUAGUCCUUCACCUUUAGCUCGCGAAAACAUUGCGAAAAACGUUUCCGAAGAAAACAAAACUCAAUUACCUAUCGCAGAGAGAAACAAUUUAACCAUUCCUGUUGAAUCUUCAAAGCAGGGCGAUGAAUCGAAGCGAGAUAUGAUAGACGUGUCUAAUGACUCCAUGUUGUUUGUUCCUGGAAAUCUUCUUGAACCACACGUGGCAAAAAGUACCUCGCCUGUUGAUAAUAAGCUGACUAAGAACGAAACUUCUUCCGAAUCUCUGUUUGAUUUUUCAUUAAGAGUAUCAGUAUCUGAUGAACUAUCUGCAAUUGAGGAGAACUUUGUGCCACCUAUGAAUUUGAAGUGUGAGUUUGAUGAAGCUUCCAGUCAAAAACGCAACAGUGUAAAAUAUGGAACACGCGAAAACAAAGCAGAUAAUGUAUUUGAGGCCAUCAGUUUAACAGAUAGUCUGAUGAUCUCACAAGAACUAAAGGUAGACGAGAAGACGUUACUGUUCACUGCAGCGUCAAGAACACGAGACGAUAUAGAAAGGUCAGUUGUCGGUCACGAUGAAGUCUUCUCAGGUGAAUUUAUCAUUAUCGACGUUGCGUCAUCGAAAGAGCUUUUCCUCACAUUUCUUCAAGAAUGGAAGAACCAGAGUUGCUUCAGUUUUUGUUUUGCAUGUGAAAGUAUCCCGAAAACUUCGAACACUUGUAUAAUUGGAAGAAAAGGGAAAAAUGAGAUCCAAAAACUCGAUACUGCAGUCGUAAAGAGCGGGUAUGUUUACGAAAACGACGAGUUUCGAGUUGUUGGGGUUGCUUUGUGCUGGGGGCAGAAGGAUGCUUACUACAUCAACUUCGAGCCCAAUCCUCCUACUCAAGUAGAGUUGGAUGACACUUCUCUUCCUCCAGCUGUUUGUGCAGAGCUGUCGUUACCAUUACGUGUGAAUAAAACGAGAGCCGUUUUCAAGGAAAAUACAACGUCAGCAAAAAUUGUAAGUUUUGAUAUGAAGGAACAAAUGAAGCUUCUCUUUGAGUGUGUGGACUUUCUGCCCCCAGGCGAUUGCAUACAAGAUCCGAAAGUGGCAAACUGGAUGUUAAAUCCGGACGAACGUCAAAAGAAUUUACAUUCAUUAGUGAAGCAAUUUCUGUCGGAAGAUUUUAUUGCGCUAGCAGAAGCUGCUGGCGGAGGCUUCGGUACACGCGGUCUUGGACUGGUACCGCACUCCCCAGGUACAGGAAGAGUACGCGCAUGCGUGGAAGUUGUUUUGUGCUAUCACUUGAUGGAUGUGCUAUGGAAGAGAUUGAUCGACGAGAAUUUGUCGCAACCUUUCCUGCAGAUUGAAAUGCCUUCUAUAAGAAGUCUGGCUGUUUUAGAGAUCAACGGGAUUGGUUUUUCAAAUAGUCAGUGCGAACGCCUUAAAGAUACAAUGAAAGCUAAACUGGAGAGCAUCGAACGUGAAUGCUACCAGUUAGCCAAUCAAACGUUUUCUCUUACCAGCACUAAUGAUGUAGCAAGGGUUUUGUUUUAUGAUUUGGGGUUGCCUCCUAAUGGUAAUGUUGACGCAAUCGCUCCACCCAGGCAAACCCGCAGUAAAACUGGAGCAAAGACAAAAUAUCUGAGCACUUCUAAAGAGGUAUUAGAAAAGCUUGUCAAGUAUCAUCGAUUACCCAAACUAAUAAUAGAAUGGCGGCGUGUAAACAGUGCUUUAACCAAAGUUGUGUUUCCCCUGCAGCGGAAAAAAGCAACCGUGGCGUCCUUAGAAAUGGAUCGCAUAUUUUCUGAAGCACAAUACCACACGAGUACUGGCAGAGUGACUUUUACAGAGCCCAAUAUACAAAACGUUCCAAAAGAAUUUAACAUAAAACUUCCCGUGUUUAUCAGGGAGAGUCCACCCAUUGAAACAAAAAUGACCAAAAAGAAGCGAACUCACAAUAAGAGUUUGGUUUCGUCGACGUUUCGAACAAAAAUGGCGCCCGACCACGAUCCGAACGCAGAUUCGCCAGGCGAGGUGUUUGCUGUGAGUAUGAGAGGCCUAUUUGUGGCGUUUGAUGCAGCUGUGUUGGUGGCUGCAGAUUACUCACAACUGGAACUCAGGCUAAUUUCGCAUCUUUCUUCUGACGCCAAAUUAAUCAAAGUGUUGAACUCCUCAGCGGAUGUUUUUAAAAGCGUUGCAGCGGAAAUCCACCGCACGUCAUAUGAUCACGUCACAACGUCACAACGUCAACACGCUAAACAGAUUUGCUAUGGUAUAAUUUACGGAAUGGGACCGAAAGCGUUAGGUGAACAACUAAGUGUGUCUGAAGACGAGGCUGCGGUGUAUAUGCAGCAAUUUAAGGAUAGAUAUAACGGUGUAAAAACUUAUGUGAAAAAGACUAUCGAGUACGCUCGCAAUAAAGGUUAUGUUACGACUCUAUCUGGUAGAAAGAGGUAUUUAGCCGCGAUAAAAUCUGGAAACUUACAAGCCAAGGCACAAGCGGAGCGACAAGCAGUUAAUACGGUUGUUCAAGGCUCGGCUGCUGAUUUUGUUAAGAACGCUAUGAAUGCGAUUGAUCGGAAACUUACAAAAACAUUUGGACAUAGUUGUUUGGUGAAGAAUAAGAAAUGCGCCAAGCAGCGAGGAGCGUUUCUUGUGUUGCAACUCCACGAUGAGCUUAUGUAUGAAGUAAAUAGAAAGGAUGUAGAGACAGUAAAAAAUAUUAUACGUUUCGAAAUGGAGCAUUCCUUUGAAUUAAGCGUGAAGAUGCCAGUAAAAAUGAAACUGGGUACGAAUUGGGGAAAUUUAAAAGACCUAUGAAAUGUUUGUGUUGUGUUUGGAGCUAGAAUUGUGAUUUAUGUGUAAACAGAUUUAACCUGUAUAAUAUAUUUUUAAUUUCUGUAUAAUUAUUAUGUAAAAGGGCGCUUAAAAUUUCCCGUUUGAAGUUUUAUUGAAUGAAAUCGAACAGAUGACAUCACGGGUGUGAAGGUCUCCACCUCGUGUGUUAUUAAAUAUUCAUGUCGCUUUGUUGUAUGUGAUCUUCAAAUGCUUAUUAAUCUUUCACAGGGCUAAUCAUUAUACGAUUAAGCUGAUCAAAUUCUUUCGAUAUUAUAGUUUGUCAGGCUUCUUUGUUUUGCACAAAAUCGGUUUUGAACAGCUAUCACAAAAGCGCGCGAAAUUUUUCGAUAAUUUAAUUUGGUGUAUAUUUCCAAUUUAUUCAGAAUGAUUCAAUGUGAGUUUAAAAUAGAUGUUUUAUGACCGUUUAGAGUGUUUGUACGUGUGCUAGAAACAGGUUGCAAAGUAAUGCACAAAAAUUUACAACUUUUAAAUACCUAGAAAAAACAAAACUUCUCUACCCCUCCUCAGGAGCCUCAUUAUGAAAUUAUUUACCGUGCUUAUCAAUAUGUUAUAACCAGAUGUGUGAGAGGGCUUGAAUAAUGUAACUUUUUAUUUUUCAUUUUAUAUGUUAUCAUAAUGCUUCCCCCUCCAUUUUUAAUGUCAGAUGAACAAAAGGUUGUUGCAUAUUUUAUUUCAAUCGUAUAUAUACUUAAUUUUUCCUUCAUUGUGCUAAAUAAAGUUUUUUUCUCGAUCGAUAUGUUGUAACAGCUAACCAAAUGUUUUUUCGAGGAGGUCGUGAAUGAAAUUGUAUUCGUAGUGGUAGUAUUUCGUGAAUUUUCAUGAGUAAUGACUCAAUUUAUAUUUAUUUUGAAAUUAAUUAAAUUUGGUAAAUUUACUGUAAUCAUUUCUGGUUUUAUGAGAAGAAAAAUAUUUUUAUUCCUUGGCGAAA